GUUCAAAGCAAGAAAUUUUUACAAAAAGGGUAGACCAUUUUGUAUUCUCUUUCAAGCAUCAAAUACACUUUAUUUGGGCAUCUUAUUGAAACCCGAAAGGGAUUGUUUCGUGUGGUGUGAAGACAUGUCUAGAUCUGGAUUAGUUUCCGUCGCAUGUCCUUAUACUGCCGUACGAGUACGUAGUUCUAAAUAAUUUGUCUGGCGGUCAAUCAGGACCUUGGCACCGAUCUUACCCACCGUAUCGAAAAAAAUGUGACCUGCAAUUUCCACCAUGUGCCGGCAUCGAGUUUCCAUGCCCUCUAAAACUGUGGAUUGAUGCCAAGCAGCCGCCAGAACGUCGGUGGGAUCCCGGACGCACAACAAAAUUCUAAGCGUUCUGAAAUUCCGGAAACCGAGCAUUGUAUAUAGUUACAGGUUUGGCUCGGGAUCGCUGCAGUGGAUUUCUUCGUGCAUGUUUGCUGAUGAAGUGCUUACUUUGCAGUCAAAGAAAUCCAUAAUGCUGAUUUUUUAAUUUGGAAGAAAUUGUCGCUCACAACUCACUUGCAGCUGGCGCACUUGAUAAAAUUCGUGCCAAAAAGAUAAAAAUUCUACUGAAAGUUGAAAGCUUAGAUUUGUAUUUCUGUUUGUUGGUGAACGACCUUUUUUGGCAUAUAGAAAAAUUGGCCGACAACAGCUUAAACAAUUUAUAUAUAAACAUAUUUUGCACAAAAGUAUUCAAAAUGUUUUACUUCAGCGCUAACAAAGGUCGUGCCAGGCGGACAUGGAUUUCAAUAUAUUUGCUCGCUCUCAUAACCGGAAUCCUAGGUUGUCCAACAGUGAAGCAAGCUAUAUGCGAGAGUGAAUCUUGCAAAAAGGCUGCUACAAAUAUCCUUACAUCUAUGGAUACAAACCUGGAUCCUUGCGACGACUUUUAUGACUACGCAUGUAACAACUGGAUCAAAUCCCAUCCACUGUCGGAUAAUCGAACAGAAAACAGUAUAUUCGAAGAUUUAGGGGAACAAAUGGUUCUUAAACGGAAAGAACUUCUGGAAUUAAAUUCAACUGAUCCAUUCGCUUCGGAAAUCAAAGCUAAACAGUUUUACAAGCAGUGCAAAGACAAAAAAAAUAUCGAAGCCAUACGGUCCAAACCAAUUCUCGAUUAUCUAAAGUCAACCAUGGAUGGUUGGCCAAUACUGGACCCUGCCUGGGAUCCCGCGGGUUUCGACCUCUUCCAUGUGCUAAAGGCUAUUCGGGCACACGGGAAUGAACCGUUGUUUUCUGUAUAUGUUGCUGCGGACCUAGAACAUCCUGAAGAAAACGUUUUAUUCCUUGGUGAAGCCAACACACAUGCGUCUAGAGAUAUAUUGGUCAGCGAAACCGGCGAUUCCUAUAGCGAAAGCUACAAAACGUAUAUCCGGGCAGUAGUAUCAUCGUUAAUGAACGAUACCGGUGAUACUCGACUGGUCGACGACGUCGAAAAGGAUAUCGAUGACAUUAUGGAGUUUAGCAAAUAUCUGUCAAUGUCAGGUUUAACCGCGGUUGAGAAACGGAAUCUGACAAUACUGAAAAUUAAAACAAGUUUCACUACUGUGCAAAGAGACGUUUUUUAUCGAUCCCGUUUUGCACAACAAUUGUUUGAUUAUGUGCAAGAUCUCUAUGACGUUCUCCAACUGGGAGAUCGAAUUACACCCACUAUGGAUAUUGUUUUACGCAGUCCCGGUUGGUACGAUAAACUGGACGAAAAACUUAUGGAGCUAGAGAAUGGGAUUGCAGGAAAACGGUAUCUUGCUAAUUACAUUGGUUGGCGAAUAAUAACAGAAUCCAUUGAUUACCUGAAUAAGGAUCUCCGUGAUGCCCUUUCCCAACACAACUCCAGGAUCAAGGGAACCAAACAGCCCCGGGAUAAGCCUUCUUCUGAGCGAUGCGCCAAUGAGAUCUCAAACGUUAUGCCCAAUGUUUUAGGUGCACUUUAUGUGCGGGAUAUGGUACAGCCGUUGCUUAAACAAAAGGCUUCGACUUUGAUGGCCGACUUGAAGGAAGGCUUUCGUGAACUACUGGUGGCUGCAACCUGGAUGGACAUUGAUACGUAUGCUUUAGGUAUUUCCAAGCUAACAGCUAUGCAGGAAUUGGCCGGUUUCCCUGACGAAUUCAAAAAUAACAUAUCUGCUGUGGACGAGGAUUAUGAAAUGGUCCGAAUUGGUCAUACGUAUUUCGAUACGGUGCUGAUGAUCAGUAAAAGCGAAGCCUAUAAACAUUUGAAGAAACUCUUCAAACGGAAUGUGAGAUUCGAUCCACUGGCCGACGCUUAUGACAUUACCAACAUCAAUGCUUAUAAUGCCCUGGGAAAGAAUUCCAUAGUUGUUUUGGCUGCUACGCUCCAGGCUCCAAUCUUUGAUGCGGAAAGUCCGCAAUAUCUAAACUAUGGAGCUGCGGGAUUCUUUGUUGGCCACGAAAUUACACAUGGGUUCGAUGAUCAAGGAUCUUCUUUUGACGACCAAGGAAUGAUGCGUCCUUGGUGGUCUGGGCAGACUAUGGAAACGUACAAUAAACGGAAGCAAAGCAUUGUCGAUCAGUAUAACAGCUACUCUUUGCCGGGUGGAAAAAUAAACGGCGAACUGACUUUGGGAGAAAAUAUUGCCGAUAAUGGUGGACUGAAAGCCGCUUUUCGAGGAUACAAACGAUAUCGACAAAGGUCACCCGUCCCCGAACCAUCUUUACCUGGACUGGAGCAUAUGCCUAUAGAUCAAUUAUUUUUCUUAUCCGCUGCUCAGGUAUGGUGCUCAAAUAAAAGACCGGAAUCGGAACACCUGCACUUGUUAACAGAUCCUCAUAGUCCUUUUAAAUUUCGAAUAAAUGGUCCUAUGUCUAACAUGCCGGAGUUUGCCAAAGCUUUUAAAUGCCGGCUUGGGUCAAAGAUGAAUCCUGUUCAGAAGAACGUCGUUUGGUAAUUUUUUUGCCGAUUGGAAACAUUUAAUCUGUGAUUAACAUUAUUGCCAGUUUUUUUCUUCUUAGCUUCGUGUUUGCUCUUAUUUUUCGGUAAUAGUUAUUUUUGCGGAAAACAUUUUGCCGUUCGACACUGGCGCGGCUUAAUAAAUCAAAGGUAUGACAGAAAUUUCAAACUCUUGGGCCACAGUAAUUAUGCUAAUUAUGCGCGUAUUCAACGACGUGAAAAUGUUGUAGACAACAACUUGAACAUGUUCACCGUCAGUGUUCACCGUCAGCUGUUAUGAAUGCUGACAACGCUAUUCAUCGCGAAACUGUACAGUCUACUACAGCUUGGUCAUUACUGUAUUAGUUUAAAAAAACGGGGAUGCGUACAACUGUCAGUGCGUGUAAUGUUUAGAAAACGAACAGUCUUUUUGUGGGGUCAGUCUCUCCGCUUUGCGAAGGCGCAUACUGGAUCCUGGAACUUCUAGAACCCGGACUGGGAUGAGAGACAGUGAUCCGCGGUGUGCCAGGCGAAUAGGUAUAAGCCGGAGGAAACUGCACAUUGUGCUUAGGUCCAAAAGGUCCCAAUGGAGAAGGCCCUAGAUAGAAGGCUAUAUAGAUUCAUUUAAACUAUUUUAUGUCUUUAACAAAUUUUACACACCCUUGCUUAAUUGCCUAACAUUUCGUAUUAUCGAGUUGAUAAUACGAAAAUAAGAAUGGAAAAUUGCAUUUAUAACGGCACUGUAGAAGCAAUAUGUGUUAGAGCUUGCAUAAAAGUUGAAAGAGUUCUUCCGAAAUCCUUUGAUCUAGAAAGGUCAUGUCUGACACAGCCACAGCCACAGCUGGUUUGUACAAACGUACUGCUUUUCCCGUGGAAAAUUCGAUAUUCCUGAUGAUGAUUAUGCUGAUUCUCCAUUGUUAUCUGAUCCGUCAGGAUGGGCGCAUAAGCCGUUGUGUGGUUGGUUCGAGAAGCGGAACUCGUGCUAGCCCCAUCACUGGAACUUAAUGCCUCUGUGGCGCUGGCAUUCCCAACAGCUGCACUCCGUGAUGGAGCAUCAGCCACUUGUGGUACCUGAUAGUUGCGUUUGCAGAAAAAUAAUAGGACGGAGCACACGCAAACUCCACAAACAAAAAGGACACUUAGGGAUAUGAUGAUCGUUACGGUAAUGCUCAACCCGAGUCCCUCCCGCGUUUCAUGGCUGUAUGCGGCAUCGCCCGGAUGGUUAUUGCGGCAGUUAAGCUCGUCGGAAUUGUCUCCACAAUGAUCGAAGGAGUCACAGCGCAGAUCUAGUUAGACAAGUAAAGGUAAACAUUGCCGACACGCAAUGGAACAAUACCUAUGGAAUACAGAAAGCUUUUUUCCUGUUUUCCCUAUUGAUUUAUUACAUCAAUGCGAACAAAUGUCUUGUGGAUUUGGUCAAAGUUCCACAAAUAUGUUGACAUGCGACCGAGGGAGCGGCUCGGUAGUUAAUGCAUUACAUUAUACCGAAACGUAAUUUGUACAGCUAAAAACUUACCAGCUGAAAUGCAGUGAUUGUUUGCGCAGCGGAAACUGCAAACGGCUGUAAAUAACCAGAUUCAUUAAAAUGAUUGGUACGUAACUGUGUAAAAUUAAAACUGAAUACACAUAUUGCCCAUGUGACGUUCGUGACUGAAAACUACAAGACAGUACGGUUUUGUUGCCUUUCCAACUGCUGUCAAAAUCAGCUGGAAAUUGCUGGCC
Messenger RNA from Paramacrobiotus metropolitanus, 4630 nucleotides. Its product is annotated as neprilysin-11-like. Gene Ontology annotation, biological process: protein processing. The transcript is spliced from 15 exons. Gene Ontology annotation, cellular component: plasma membrane. Lineage: Eukaryota; Metazoa; Tardigrada; Eutardigrada; Parachela; Macrobiotidae. The coding region runs from base 720 to 2927 and encodes 735 amino acids. The record is from RefSeq and is a predicted model, not a curated record. Gene Ontology annotation, molecular function: metalloendopeptidase activity.